AUGUCUUCUCUCUCAGUUAAGGGCAAGUUGGCCAUCGUCACUGGCGCUGGUUCAGGCAUCAAUCUGGCCUUUGCGAACCUGCUUCUCCAACAUGGCUGCUCUGUAGUCAUCGGCGACUUAGCCCUACGUCCCGAAGCUGAGGAGCUCAUAUCUCAAUUUCCCCAAAAAGAAGACGGCUCCGGUCCUUCAGCCAUCUUCCAUCAAACGGAUGUAACAUCGUGGCCAGCUCUGUCCUCGCUCUUUGAAAAGGCUCUGUCAUCCUUCGGCCGAGUCGACAUUGUCGUCCCGGGGGCAGGUGUCUUCGAGCCUCAGUUCUCGGCGUUCUGGAAUCCGCCCAAGACAGCGACCAAUCCAGAUACCCCGAGCAUCGACGCGGCCGAUGCCGUGCCCGGCUCGUACAAGUCCAUAGAGAUCAAUUUGACGCAUCCUAUCCGCCUGAGCCAGCUGGCCAUAGGAUACUGGACGAAGAACAAGAUGCCGGGUACCUUGGUGCAUGUUAGUAGUAUUGCUGGACAUAUUGCAGGAAUUGGCGCGCCCUUGUAUUUCGCGACCAAACAUGGCUUGCAUGGCUUUGUUAGAUCGUUGGCGAAGCUAAGAGACACAGUCGGUAUCCGAGUCAGUGCCGUCGCUCCCGCUAGCGUAAAGACACCACUUUGGACUGAAGCUGCUGGUAUGAAACACUUGAUGGAUGCCGGUAUAGGAGAGGAGAUUACUCCCGAGACCAUCGCCGAAGCGAUGCUGGAGCUGUGCCAGAAUCCUGAAUAUGGCGAUGGGACAAUCCUCGAGGUCACUCUGGAACACAAGAGGGUCGUACCGCUGUUUAACGCUGAUCCGCCGCCGCCGAGUGCCAUUGAAAACCCGGUUUUUGCGACGGUUACCAUGGAGCUGCUUGAGAGGCUGAAGACGAAAGGGAUAGAUGUCUAA
Xylaria bambusicola is the source of this 924-nucleotide messenger RNA. RefSeq names its product short chain dehydrogenase. Gene Ontology annotation, cellular component: cytoplasm. Lineage: Eukaryota; Fungi; Ascomycota; Sordariomycetes; Xylariales; Xylariaceae. The record is from RefSeq and is a predicted model, not a curated record. Gene Ontology annotation, molecular function: oxidoreductase activity, acting on the CH-OH group of donors, NAD or NADP as acceptor. The transcript is spliced from 4 exons. The coding region runs from base 1 to 924 and encodes 307 amino acids.